Molecule: messenger RNA, 3680 nt
Organism: Sciurus carolinensis (gray squirrel)
Lineage: Eukaryota; Metazoa; Chordata; Mammalia; Rodentia; Sciuridae
Gene: Cd96
Product: CD96 molecule
Exons: 14
Coding region: 61-1695 (544 amino acids)
Biological process (GO): inflammatory response; cell-matrix adhesion
Source: RefSeq, a predicted model, not a curated record
AAGACAUCAAUUGAUUCUGUGAUCGUUACAGAAAUGCUGGUGUGAGCUCUUCAGGAGACAAUGGAGAGAAAAUGGACAUACUGCGCUGUCUACUCCAUCAUCCAGAUACAGUUUGUCAGGGGAGUAUGGGAAGAAGGAUUUAAUGCAAGAGAAGACGUUUUUGCUGUUCCUGGCUCUGAUGUCAACAUGACUUGCCAAACACAGCUGAAAGGCUUGUUGGUACAGAUGCAGUGGUCAAAGAUCACCGAUAAGAUGGAACUGAUUGCCCUUUAUCAUCCCCAAUAUGGCCUCCACUGUGCCCAUGGGCAUUCCUGCAAGUCACUAGUGGCUUUCAGAGAAAUUCCAGAGAACAUAAUGAUAUGGACUCUGCUCUUAAGGAAUGUAUCUUUGUCACUCAGUGGAAAGUAUGAGUGUAGCUUUACUCUGUAUCCGGAAGGCAUUUGGACUAAAAACUACGAACUUCUCGUUCAGAAUCAUAUUGCACAGGAUGAAUGGAGAAGCAAUCACACAAUAGAAAUAGAGAUAAAUCAGACUCUGGAAAUGCCAUGCUUUCAAAAUAGCUCCUCAGAAACUUCGUCUGAGUUCACCUUUACGUGGUUGGUGGAAGAUAAUGGAGCUCAGGAAAUGCUCAUCCAAGAUCACCACAUCAGCAGCUCCACAUCUUUUAAAGACAGAGUGAAGCUCUGUGCUAACUACGGACUCUGCCUCUCCCCAGUCCAAAUCCAUGACGAUGGUCGGCAGUUCUCUUGCCAAGUUAGACUCAGGUCUGGCAAAAUCUUGAGGAGUUCCACCACAGUCAAGGUUUUUGCUAAGCCAGAAAUCCCCAUGAUUGUGGAAAACAGUACCAUGAAUGUCCUGGGAGAGAGAAUAUUUACCUGCUCAUUAAAGAAUGUGUUUCCCAAAGCAAGCCUCACAUGGUUUAUAGAUGGAAGGCUUCUUCAAGGUGAAGAAGAAGGAAUAUACAUUACUAAAGAAGAGAGAAAAGGCAAAAAUGGAUUCUUGGAACUCAAGUCUAUUUUAACAAGGAUGCAUGGUAGUGAACCAGUCCAAUCAAAUAACCUGACCAUUUGGUGUAUGGCUCUGUCCCCAGUCCCUGGAAAUAAAAUGUGGAAUACUUCUUCAGAAGAGAUCACUUUUUUCUUAGGUUCUGUGAAUGUCCCAGCGGCAAUUCCACCCAAUGUCACUGAUGCCCCUUUGAGCCCUCAGCCUUCUCCAGCCAGCAGUGAAUCUCCUACCAGAUAUCCAGCUGCACCUUCAGUGACCCCCGGGGAUGUGAGUGCAUCAACGCCACACGCCAUCCCUCAAACAGUUUCAUGGAUACCCAGUGAAACAUAUAGUUCAUCCCCUUCAGGGGUAGGCUCAACUCUUCGUGAUGAUGUCUUCACCAGCACAACCAGUGAAUUUUCAGAAGCCCCCACAUCAAUCAAUGGAUCUACUAACAAUAAUCACAUCCAUAUCACCAGCAUUGUAGUUAAUAAGCCUGCUGGCAGAAUGUCCUGGCCCCUGACUAUAGCAGCUUUGCUCUUUUUCUGCAUGGCAUUGUUUGGUCUUGGAGUGAGAAAAUGGUGUCAAUACCAAAAAGAAAUCAUGGAAAGACCCCCACCUUUCAAGCCACCACCACCUCCCAUCAAGUACACAUGCAUCCAAGAACCCAUUGGAAGUGAUCUGCCUUGUCACGAAAUGGAGACACUCUAAUCCUUUGAGACUUCGCCUUACAGCAAAACUCUGCUGGGAUCCUAUUGAAAAGGUAGAUAAUGUUCUUCUUUAAUAUAAUCGCCCUCCAGCCAAGCCUCGCUGCUGCUGAAAUGGAUGUCAGAAGCAAAUGAUCUGUUUUCCCAGCAACUUACCCUGUGGGCAUAUGCCUGAAAUUUAGACAAGAGUGAAAGGAUAAGGCCACACUCACCUGCAGUGCAAAUUGUAGGGAUUUUGUUGCUUAUGUAAGAGAUAUGCAUUAGACUGCUCUCAUUAAAAAAUAAGUAUAGCAUUUUCAUUUUAACUCUGAUUAAGAGGACAACAGUGAUUUUAAGCGUGUGACCAUACCAGAUUCUCUUCUUCUGGAUGUCUUCCAACAUCCUGAACUGUCUGCCAAAAGCAUGAUGAUCUCUAACUUUUAUUGCAUUCCCUAAGAAAAUUUCAAGAAGAAAAUGUGAAAGUUCUAGCAAGUGUCCCAAAGGAUGAAGAGGUGCAGCUAGUCUUCAGGCUGAAAUACCAUUGUUUAUUUUCACUGAAGGAAAACGAAAUAGCCUGCUCAAGAUUCAGAUUUCCAAUCCUCUUUCACUCCCUUCUUCUCACCAUGUUUAUCCCAGACUCCUGCCAAAUGGAUCAGGAUGAGGGAUCAAAGAGACAUUGAGUAACAACCAGGUAGACUGCUAGAUAGAAGACUUAGUAGGCUGCUAAUAUUUUAUGAGCUAAGAAUGGUUUCAUUCUGUUUGCCUUUGUGUGUGUGUAUCAAACUUUGUGUGUCUGUUUGUAUCAAACUGCUACCAAACUGUUGCAUAAGUAAACAGGCAAUUGAGACCCAGUCUAACUCAUUUAAUUCCCAUUAUUCUCUUUUUCAUCUGGGGACUUUCCUGUUCAUCCAACCUGCCUAUUUUGAUCUGUCUUGAAAUAGAUAAUGGCCUCAAGUCAGACUAGUACUGAUCAAUUAAGCCCACUUCUACCAAUCUUUUACAAAAUAAUUCAAGCAGAAUGUAGAGGUGGUGGAGAAGAAAUCUAAUUAGCCUGAUGCGCUCUGUGUUCAGCAACAGUUUGUGAGUGAAUAAAUUGUCAAUCCCCUUGUCCUCCUAAACCCUCCCCAACUCCUUGCCCCAGGAGGGAAGAACAGAUGUUGUUGACAGUUAUAACGAUAGGCAAAUUCUAGGUGGACUUUCGUCCCCAAAGAAAUCUUUCUUGGUCCUUUGCAGUAUUCUUAUCCAUGACUGCACAAGAAAAUAACUUCAGGGUUGACUUUUAUUUAUUUAUUUUUUUAGAGUUUGUAUUUUUAAUACCAUUGCUGUCCCACUCCUAAUUAACUAAAUUAGUGUCUCUGAAGAGCAGGGUACAGGCAACAACACUCUUAGAUGAUUCACAUGUUCAGCCAAAGUUGAGUACUACUGAGCCUGGGGAAUCCCUGCUCACUGAGUAGAAUAAUAGAUACUUGGCCAGCCUCCAAGAUGACCUCCAGUGAUUAUUGCUUCCUGCUACCCAUACCCUGUACAAUCCCCAAUCACUGAGCAUAACUGACUUGUGUAAAGCAGGACCAGGAUUAAAGUAAAGCAAGUGGGGCAUCAAGGGUGCACAACUCAAGGAGAUAUUCACACUGAAGGUCAUGCGCUUGCACAAUCUUGAGAGUGAUUGCCCAGCCUAGCCCUGGUGUAACCAAUAAGAUACUGCAGAAAAGGCCAGAGUGUGACUUCCAAGGUUAGAUCCUAAAGUGUAUAGUAGUUCCCACCUUGAUCUCGCAUUUGAUCACUGGUUCUGGAGGAAGCCCUUUCUCAUGCUGUAAUGUCAUACAAGCAGCCCUAUGGAGGUCCAUCUGUGGAGAAACUAGAACCUCCUACAAACAAGCAGGGACCUGCCUGCCAUGAAGUGAGCCACCUUGGAAGCUGAUCCUCCUCUUAUGUCUUCAGAUAACUACAAUCUCAGAUGAUCUUUUGUCUGUGAGCUCAUGACAGCAAGAACCACUCAGCUGAGUUUUUUUU